GCCAACUUCAACUUGGAAGAGCCGCAGAAGUUGGCCGCGUACCUGAAGUAUGCAGACAUCCGUCUUCUUCGGGUCAAGUACCUCUACGAGCUGUUGCGUCAGGAGAAGCUGCUGCCCAGACGCCAGGAAGCGGAAGACUGGGGCCUCGUAAGCCACGAGGAGGUGAGUGAGUGGGCAGCAGGGACCCGAGACGCGAUGCUCAUUUCUGUUUCACAUGCCUGGGAGACCCGUGAACACCCGGAUCCCUGCGGCGACCAGUUGAAACGGCUGGUCAACUGCUUAAGCCUCUACGAUGCUGCCUAUUUUUCUGAGAUUUGGGUUUUUUACGAUUAUGUAUCUCUCUUUCAAUACGAGCGGCAGACAGACGUGGAAUACGAGAGCGUUCGCAGAUCCAUGAGCCACAUGCAUAUGUGUUAC
Messenger RNA from Symbiodinium necroappetens, 417 nucleotides. The record is from the annotation of a GenBank genome assembly. NCBI's taxonomy places the organism in Eukaryota, Dinophyceae, Suessiales, Symbiodiniaceae.